AUGAAGAACCAUUUUGCAUCUGAGCACGUGGAGGUUACCUGCGAGUGUGGGAUGAAGAUGGAAAAACAACACUUGGAGGACCACAAGGCGUUUGUGUGCCUUCUGCGACUUGUCCUCUGCCCUUACUGCGAAAUACAGCUGCCUUUGAGAGCCAUGGUUGACCAUGAACUUUACUGCAGCACACGGACGGAGGAAUGCGAAAACUGCCACCGCUACAUACUGGUGCGAGACCUGAAAGAACAUCCUCGGGUCUGCGGGCUAGUGGGGGUACAAACCCGAGGAAGUGCACCGUCUGACUUUGAGGAUGAGGAUGCACAUUUGCAAGACCUCCGGCACAGUGGAAGAGAAUCAGGAACAGAUGACGAGCCCGUCACCCUGCCGUGUCAAAGUUGUGGCUUGCGGUACCCUAUCUAUGAGCGGAUGGAUCACGAGGUUUAG
Molecule: messenger RNA, 438 nt
Organism: Falco peregrinus (peregrine falcon)
Lineage: Eukaryota; Metazoa; Chordata; Aves; Falconiformes; Falconidae
Product: TRAF-type zinc finger domain-containing protein 1-like
Exons: 4
Coding region: 1-438 (145 amino acids)
Source: RefSeq, a predicted model, not a curated record